CCACACACUCGAGUAAACGGACCCUGCGCUUGGACGUUGGAGUUGCCUCUCCAAGUAAAGUCUGGUGUUUACUUCCUACGAGUACAGUACUCGAGUACAGUAUUCUGCUUGUCUCCGAUAUCGGGUUUUUCUCUCCCUUUUUCCGGAGGAGGAGAUUUUGCACCACCCAGCCAUAUGGUCCGCUUACCGGAAUUCGAGUUCUGACUUGUGCGGGUGAGUUGGUACAGCACUCGUAGAAGAUGGUGGGGGGAGAGGGGGGGGAAGAGGCGAGCCUCCUUGCCCGACCACACCGUUUAUCGGUAAUGCUUUAUUCCCCCCAUCCCCAUCACCGUCUGCCGUCUUGGACAUCUCGUUAUGUGUGCCAAGACAAAACUCGAGUACGAGUAUCAUACCGGUAAUACGCUUCCUGGUUUGGUUGAACCUCGAGUGAAGUCGGAGUGGAGAAGCCAAAGCCAACAGAAAAAAAGUUCCCCAAGAAAAGCGACAUCACAUUAUAACAUAAUUAGCUUGACAGACUGCCUUAACCUAUAUGGCUCGAGCCCGCGGGAACUUGGCCUGAAGAGUGGGGGAAGUAAGCGUUCCCGUACUCGCAGCUCGAUACAAACACUGCUCACAAUCCGUCCGUCUUCAGUGUACGAGUACGGUAUGGCACUCCUACAGUACUCGAGUGCUUGACGAUGGUUUCGAACUGGGCUUAGAAUAUGUUUGCAUCUCGAUCUCCUGCUCCUUUCCAUGCUUUUCUUUUUCCCUUUUCUCUCUCUUUUUUUCCUUCUUUUUUUUUUUUUUUUUCUUCUUCCUCACUCCCGAUUUCUCUUUUGCCUCGCAAUAGCAAUCUUUUCCCCAUUCUCCUUCUCUUCCUCCCCUCCCACCUUAGACCCUUCUCAUUCUCCUCCCGUCAUUCCCUUUUCCCAUCUCCACUGGCGGCACCAUUAUAAGCACCCAUCAGGUAGGACUACCAGUAUUUGCUCCCGCCCCAACCCCCCUCCUCACCACCACCAUUCACAACCGUCAGCAUUCUCCUUCGCUUUUGGGUCGAAGGAGAAAAAGGGAAAAAAGAGAGAGAAAAAAAGGGAAAAGCCAAAUCGAAGGGUACUUAAGAAAAGGGAAAAUCCUGUAUCUACUGUGCACCACCCCAUUGUGUCUAGCUGCUCCUUCACUGCGGAUAUCGCCUUUCUGAGAGUCUAUCCGGCGUAAACUAGCAAGGUGCAGCAGCCUGCCGGGACCCGCCUUGUUGCACCCGAGAUUUUAUGAGAUCCCUGUUACUGACCCUGCGCAGCAGCAACCGCCAGCCGCUCCUAAUUUCGCAAUUGCUCCCGUGCUAUCCAGUACCGUGCAAGUAUUUUCCUGUUCUUGCCCUUCGCUUCCUCUUCUCUCACCUGUACGCGAUAAGGCGAGGGGUCCUGGUAUAUAUUAUUCCCUUCACCCUCCCCUCCCCUCCUCCCUCCUGAACCCUUCUACGACUUCCUGGACUGUGACUCUUUCACCUCAUCUUCCUUUGCUUUUGGAUCUGGUCAAUUUCCUGCGGCUUCGUGGGUUUAGGACUGUUUGGAGCUCCAUUGUCCAUAAUCUAAUGAAAUUCGGUGAGGCACUUCCUCAGCGUUCCGUUCAGGAAUGGCUGCCUUGUAAGUGCCUUUUGCUUUCGUUAUGCUUGCGCAAUUGCAGCCGGCUCCGCUGCUGGAAUGCUUGUUUUACUGACAUCGUGGAUACGUCACAUCAGAUAAUCUUGACUACAAUGAGAUCAAACAAUUGAUUAAGCGGUAUACCACUGGAAAGCCGCUCGUCAAGUCGCCCGAGGCUAAGACAGAUUUUGAAGAUGAAUUCUUCAAUAUUCUGAUGGAUCAACUUGGAAGGGUAUUAUAGCUGACCAUUGCUUUGGGGAAUGGUUGCGAAUUGCUAACGGUGGUUUAGAUUGACCUAUUCGUGAAGAGCAAGUCCGGCGAAGUUGACCGCCGUAUAGGCAAGCGCGCUCGAUGCCUCAGCUCAAAAUAGAAACUUUGUGCUGACCCCCCCCCCCCCGCUUAUAGUUCGGUGCAAGCGACAAGUUGCGGCUCUCCGAAGACGCGAGGCGGAGGACGCAACCCUACCUCAUACCCGACGGUCAGGUCGCUCGACAAAGAUCGAACAAGAGGUUGAACGGUGAAUCCAUCACAUUCUGCUGUUUCCUGGAACAAUUCCAGCGAUUGGGUUCGUACUAAUGGUGUUGGCUAGUGUGAGCUAUGAGGUGCAGUGCCUAUCGCGCUUUGUAAACGUACAACGCACGGGGUUCCUCAAGCUCUUGAAGAAAUACAAAAAAUGGACCGGUUCAUCACACUUACUCAAUCGCUUUCUUCCAAUCCUGAAAUCUCCCACAGCUUUCCACAAGGUAGACUUUGAAAAGAAUGUGCUAGAACUUUCGAACCUGUUAAACGCAAUCCGCAAUGGUCUUGAUCUACCUGCUGCUGCGCCAUCACCUCAAAUAGUGACCCAGCCGAAAAAGAUUCGCGGUGCCGAGCAAGAAGACCCACAGGAGCGUGCGUUUUCCAUUGAAACCGUCUUAUCCCAAAGGGCCAUUGCUACUGCGGAGGGCCGUGCUUACUUGGACUCUGCCCUAGCGACAUCGGCGUUAGGGGACAGUAGUGGGGGGAGGGCGACAUUCUGGGUACAUUACGACCAUUUGAUCGAGUUGCAAGUGCUGUUGUUGAAGUAUCUUGCCCUGCAAACAUCGCCCAUAUAUAAUGGCCCCCCAACGCCUCCAUCAAGGAAAGACUCGGUCGGGACUCUUUGGAAAGACGAUGAAAUUGGGGUUGUGCUUCUAGAUGACCUGGAGAGCUUCUCUGACAUUCAAAGUUCUGCUACUGUUGCGGAAGCUAGUAAAGCAUGUUCACGGACCGCGGGGCAAGUCAGGUGGUGUUGCAGAGAUUCGGAUGCUGUGGUUGUAGUUUCCAACACAUCUGCUUUAAUCGUGAAUAGUAUUGCUGGCCAUGGCGAGGAGAAGUUGGAAGUAAGAAUGAAGAGAAAGCAGAUCGAAGAACUGCUCGAGACAGGAUCCAUUUCAUCUAAAAAUGAUAUCAAUCAUACCACGGAUGAGCAGGGGGAGACCGACGUGGAAAAGCUUGAGGAGUGGCUGGCGAAGCACAAGAAUAUUACGCCAUUGGUUAAACUGCUCAUGAAACGGAUAAGAUUCGCGGAGACGCCGGAGGGAGGCCGAGUAUGGGCACUUUUGGAUUGGGAUAUUAAAAUGACCAAGGUUCAACAGGGGACAAACUGGCUCACUGGGCGAGAGGAGGACGGACCGGGACUUGGAAGUGAGGGAAGGAGCGAAUUUCCCCACGCUGUUCUCGAGGUUCAAUGGGAAGGACAACGAGUUCCGACAUUUUUGCAUGAGCUUGAAACCAGUCACAUGGUUAGUUGCGCUCUUGUCCUCCACUCAUAAGUCGGUGGCUUGCCCUCAAUAAUUACAUGACUAACUCUUUCCUAGGUUGAAAACGUUAGAGGCUUCUCAUUGGACGUUCAUGCCGUGUCCGCGCUAUACCGGCCCAGAAAUAUGACGCCCCCCUUUUGGGUAAUUACAAGCUAUUCCCGCGAACACUCCAGCACUCUACUAACAUAUCUGCGCUCCAGUUGUCCGCUUUGCAAAGAGAUAUCCGCAAAACCCCUGUGCACACACCACGCCACAGUAGGCGUAGCUCAUCCCACAUGAUGUUUGCAAGCGCGGCAUCCAAGACCACCUCUAACGGAACCUCCGCUACUAUGGCUCACGACUUUACAGAUGGGUUCGAUUCGUCGACUACCGCCUUUUCUCACACGGCCCCCACUAUCUCACCCAAAGCGAAGUCGGGUCGACCAAAGAGCGGGCUAUCGUCCAUCGAGCAUAUGGGUGGAGAGCGAUACUGGAGUGAGUUCAAUGAGGAUGAAGACUCUGAGGAACCAUACACAAUACUCAUAAGACGUGGGGACACAUCAGACGACGAGUGCGAGGACGGAGAUAUUUCGCUCUUGGACUUUAUGCGCAAAAGUGUUAUUUCAACUGGCCACAAACUCCAGGCGCUGUUCACUACAUCGCCCAAACAUCCAGGAGAAAGAAAGCCUCUCCUCCGCAAACCAAGCGUCCCAUCAUCCGAGUCCUCGAGCGAGAUUGAUGUGGAAGUAGGGUCAUUCGGUGCAGGGGCCUCUAGCCGGCCCCAUUACAAUACCUUCUCACGACCUGCGGCAGACAGCACUCCUUUAAGCCCUGCCUAUGUUCUUUGCCUCGGGAGCGCGGUGGUGACGCUCGUUGUCACUCUGAUUCUAGCCAUGAAUUCCUCCCUAGCAAGACACAAACACAAAUGGCGCAGAGGGCACUUUACUCUGGACCUUGAGGUUUGUGGUGCGGUGUUGACAGCGUUGAGCUUUGCAAGUGUCGGGUUAUUCAUUUUCUUGAAGAGUCGGAGCAGAGUGGGGCCAACACACCAGUUGUUUGCUUGGGGAUCUUUUGGUGCUGUUUGCGUCGGCAGCGGGGUAGUCCUUGCUAUGGUUGGGAAUCGUGAAGUGGGGAACUAGCUCUCUCUCUCUCUUCUUUUUUUUCUUUAGGCUUUUUGGCAUGGUUUUGGUUCUGCAUAAGGCGUUCUUUGACAGACUUUGCUCUCUCCCACUUAUUUUCUUUUUCUCUUUCCCAGCAGUAAAAAAUUGACACUAAGCAUGCGUAGACAUCUAUGAUAUUAUGCUGCAACGAUUUCCCUUUACCCCUUCCCAACCACUCCUUUGAUAUACGUGUUCCCUUGGUUAUGUGGUUUACGUGUAGUAUAGGCUCGAUUGGCGAAUGUGGUGUGCCUUCCGUUGUUGCAGGUGGGUCUGGCUUUGGACACCAGACCUAUGCCUGUCAUAAGUUGGCGGUAGCAGUCAACUUUCAGAAUCAUCUAUCUUUUUCUUUUUCUUUAAUGCCUUUCCUUCCUUCCAUUUGCCUCUUUCAUUAGUCGCUCGAUACCCCUGGGGACCCUCGCCCAUCAUUCACUGUCUUCCCUCUUUCUUUCCUUCUCUUUCCUACAAUCGCCCCGCGUCCCCGCAUCUUCUCUAUCUAUUAAAAUGUUAAAUAUAAUAUUUGCGGUGAGGUAGAAGUGGGCUAGUCUAGUGGGCCGCCUAAAAGCAUUUAUUAAACUUC
Messenger RNA from Tuber aestivum (summer truffle), 5116 nucleotides. NCBI's taxonomy places the organism in Eukaryota, Fungi, Ascomycota, Pezizomycetes, Pezizales, Tuberaceae. The record is from the annotation of a GenBank genome assembly.